CCAAACACAUUCUUCUUCAAUACAAAACCAAAAAUUCCCGCCCGAAAACCACAAACCCAUUGCAGAUUAAAAAUCCACCGAAAAAAGGAAAAAAAAAUUAAAAAAGAAAAAAGAAAAUGAGCCAGGGACAGCCAAGGAGGGACGAACAAGAACCAAUAAAAUACGGCGACAUUUUUGGCGUUCAUGGGGAUCUGGCCGACAAGCCCAUUGCACCACAGGACGCGGCCAUGAUGCAGACAGCAGAAACGGCGGUGCUCGGACAGACUCAGAAAGGAGGUCCGGCAGCCACCAUGCAAGCAGCCGCUACCUGGAAUGAGAGAGCUGGCGUCGUUAGACAUACUGAAGUUUCGGACGCCGCUGGAGGUCAAGGCGUCACCGUCACGGAAACCGACGUUCCCGGACGUCGCAUAAUAACUGAAGCUGUUGGCGGACAGGUAGUUGGGCAGUCUGUUCAGCCAACGCCAGUGCAGCAGGGAUCAACAACAAGCGCCAUAACUAUAGGAGAAGCACUGGAAGCGACAGCGCAGACAAUGGGAGAUAAGCCAGUGGACCAGAGUGAUGCCGCGGCCAUUCAAGCCGCCGAGGUUAGAGCAACAGGUGUUAAUGUUGUUACCCCUGGUGGGCUUGCUGCCACCGCCCAAUCCGCCGCGUCUUACAACGCUGGAAUUGACAAGGAUGAUAACAAGGUCAAGCUCAGAGACAUUCUCACGGGUGCAACGGCAAAGCUGCCGGCAGACAAGGCAGCAACUCGGCAAGACGCUGAAGGAGUGACAACGGCGGAGCUUCGGAACAACCCGAAUAUGUCAACCCAACCGGGAGGCAUAGCUGCAUCAGUGACAGCUGCUGCAAGGCUCAAUGAGAAUAUGAAUAUAUGAUCGUCAUUGUGAUUUCCUAUGUUUUUCUUUUACUCUUAAUAAGGUUGCGUUACCUUCCCCUUUUUUUUUUUUUUUUUUUUUUUGUGUGUGUGUGAUGAUCUAAAAGCUGUCGGUGGAAAUAAUAAACAUAUGAGAUGUAGCUGACUGUAAGAUCUCUCUAUAGCUAUGUAGCUAAUGUAAAUGGCUUUCUAUUUUGUUCUUCCUUAA
This is a messenger RNA of Ziziphus jujuba (common jujube), 1082 nucleotides long. Its product is annotated as late embryogenesis abundant protein D-34-like. Bases 117 to 875 code for a protein of 252 amino acids. Lineage: Eukaryota; Viridiplantae; Streptophyta; Magnoliopsida; Rosales; Rhamnaceae. The record is from RefSeq and is a predicted model, not a curated record. The transcript is spliced from 3 exons.